AAUUGGAACCGAAGAACGCAUCCUUCCUUCCGAUAUUGUACAGAGCAGCGUCUGUAAAUUUUGUUCACAUCCUUUCUCAAAAGGCAUUCGGUCGAACACUUUUCCCCUCUUGGGUUUUCUCAAAAUUUCCCUCCACUCGCCGCAUCUUUCUUCGAUUCGGAAACACAAACAAACGUUUAAUCGACGCAAGGCAAACCUUCAUUAAUCUGUUCCGUUCAAUACCCAGAACUAAAAAAAAGGCCAGUUUGGAUCAGUAGCAUGAAGAGAGGAUACCCAGAAUCGUCUUCGUCGGCCUCGGAGGGACCCUCUCACUCCAAAUUCAAAUACAACCCAGAAGGCGAUGCUCAUUUUCUGGAGGAUGAGAGUACAAAGAUUUUUGCCAGAAAAGUAGCUGACCAUUAUAGUGCAAGGAUGAAUCAAACUCUAGAAGAGCGAGAAGCUAGUCCUAUAAUCCAUUUAAAGAAGCUUAACAAUUGGAUUAAAAGCGUCUUGAUUCAUCUUUAUGCACAGCGAGGAGAUGCAGUUCUUGAUCUUGCUUGUGGCAAGGGUGGAGAUUUAAUCAAAUGGGACAAGGCGAAAAUUGGGUAUUAUGUUGGCGUCGAUAUUGCUGAAGGCUCGAUAGAAGACUGCCGGACGCGUUACAAUGGUGAAGCAGAUCAUCAUCAACGGCGUAAGAAGUUCACAUUUCCUGCACGCCUUAUAUGUGGGGAUUGUUUUGAGGUCCGCCUUGAUAAAGCAUUGGCAGAAGAUGCACCAUUUGAUAUUUGCAGUUGCCAGUUUGCAAUGCAUUACUCAUGGUCAACUGAGGCACGUGCACGUCGGGCCUUGGCCAAUGUAUCAGCUUUACUUCGUCCUGGAGGCAUAUUUAUUGGAACUAUGCCUGAUGCCAACGUUAUCAUAAAAAAGCUUAGAGAAGCUGAAGGACUGGCUUUUGGAAAUACUGUUUAUUGGAUACGUUUUGAUGAAGAGUUUUCUGAGAAGAAAUUUAAAUCUUCAAGCCCCUUUGGUAUAAAGUAUCAGUUCCACCUUGAGGAUGCUGUUGAUUGUCCUGAGUGGAUUGUUCCCUUUCAUGUCUUCAAAUCAUUGGCAGAAGAGUAUGAUUUGGAGCUAGUCUUUGUGAAGAACUCGCACGUAUUUGUGGACGAAUACUUGAAGAAACCAGAAUUUGUGGAUCUAAUGCGGAGGCUUGGUGCUCUGGGAGAUGGCAACCAAGACCAGAGUACGUUGUCAGCAGACGAAUGGGAAGUAGCUUAUCUGUAUCUGGCGGUUGUACUGAGGAAGCGAGGCCAACCAGACCAGAAAAGAGUAAAUGUUCGACGUGACAGAGGCAAGAUGCACCUAUCAAAGGAAGACAUUAUGUGUAUCGACAAUGAAAUAUGAUUAUACAUCAUAAGUUAUCCCCAUGACCCUCUCCGGGAUGGCUAUACAAGGCAUGGAAACAUGUUCUAAGCCACAGAUGAUGAACAAAUGAUAGAUGCAUUAAGCAUAGCGCUCAUCGGGUUCAUUGUAUAUGUGGCACUUCUAGUAGAUUCUGUUAAAGGCCAUGAAACAUUGUUUUUUAUAAGCUCAUGGCACUUGGAUGCGUUAAUAUAAUUGACGAUGGAUUGACUUAGUAGAGAAGCUUCUGCAAGAGCAAGACGUAACUGUAUGCUACACAAAUUUGAUUCGGAUGGUAAAAUGCUCAAUUUUUGUUUCUCA
Molecule: messenger RNA, 1698 nt
Organism: Diospyros lotus (date-plum)
Lineage: Eukaryota; Viridiplantae; Streptophyta; Magnoliopsida; Ericales; Ebenaceae
Product: mRNA cap guanine-N7 methyltransferase 1
Exons: 13
Coding region: 259-1380 (373 amino acids)
Biological process (GO): 7-methylguanosine mRNA capping
Cellular component (GO): nucleus
Molecular function (GO): mRNA 5'-cap (guanine-N7-)-methyltransferase activity
Source: RefSeq, a predicted model, not a curated record